AUGAGUCUCCUGAACUCAACCUCCUUCAGAGACGCCCCUAUUGUGCAUCCUGACUUUUUUUACAUUGAUGGUUUUGCCGGUAUUCCCCACAUAGAAUACUACUAUAUCUUCACAUGCUUUGUAUAUGUUCUGACUCUACUGGGAAACAUUUUCGUCAUGUUCAUGAUUUACACUGACCAAUGUCUUCACAGUCCAAAAUACAUUGCUGUUUUUAAUUUGGCUCUGUGCGAUUUGUGUGGAAGCACUGCAUUCAUUCCUCCGUUGAUUGACACCUUCCUGUUUAAAUCACAUUUAAUCUCCUUCGAGGCCUGCUUGACUAAUAUGUAUUUUGUUUUUUUGUUUAUCUCUCUACAAUCUUUCACUCUCGCUGUUUUGUCCUACGAUAGAUGUGUUGCUAUCUGCUUUCCACUGAGAUACAAUGAGAUUGUGACUAAUAAAUCAAUAUUGGUGAUCACAGCCGUAUUAUGGAUUUUUGCAGGGAUGGCUAUUCUCAUUACUGCGAUUUUUAUCAGCAAACUGUCCUUCUGCAGAUCCAAUGUGAUAAACAGUUAUUUCUGUGAUCACGGACCCAUAUACCGUUUGGCCUGCAAUGACAACACUCCAAGUUCCGUGAUUAAUUGGACACAUCCUAUUAUGAUUCUCUGGGUUCCAUUACUUUUUAUCAUCGGCACAUACAUUUGUAUAGGCAGGGCAUUGUUAAAAAUCGCAGCCUCAGAGCGCCUCAAAGCCAUGAAAACCUGCACCUCCCAUUUGAUCUUGGUGAGCAUAUUUUAUCUUCCUAUAAGUAUCACCGAAGCAAUGGGCACCGCUUUGCAUCAGAACACCAGGAUUAUUAACUUGUCUCUGGCGACCGCCUUGCCCCCUGUGCUGAAUCCAAUAAUUUAUACACUGAAGACAGAAGAAUUCAGAGAAUCCAUUAAAAAGCUGUACAGAAGAUACAAGAUACACCUCACUGUAAGCAAUACAUGA
Conger conger (European conger) is the source of this 969-nucleotide messenger RNA. Its product is annotated as olfactory receptor 1F1-like. Gene Ontology annotation, cellular component: membrane. The transcript has a single exon. Gene Ontology annotation, molecular function: G protein-coupled receptor activity; olfactory receptor activity. Lineage: Eukaryota; Metazoa; Chordata; Actinopteri; Anguilliformes; Congridae. Bases 1 to 969 code for a protein of 322 amino acids. Gene Ontology annotation, biological process: G protein-coupled receptor signaling pathway. The record is from RefSeq and is a predicted model, not a curated record.